GAUGAGGUCUUGCUAAUUUCGUUUAGAACGGGACGUGCAUGUCCGGCCUUUUAUCUAGCGUACAAUUAACGCAAUAAUUGCAUCGAACACAUUAGUCCUACUCUCUAAACCCCUCGUCCAUAUUUGUCAUGCGUCAUGGCAUAUAAGGAAGGCCUCCUGCUUCACCCUCUCCUCAGUCCUGCGAACCUGACUCUAAUCCCCAUGGACUUCUCUUCCCCCUCCUCUUCCUCCGGUGAAGUCGUGAUGGCCGCUCUCCUCGGCCUCCCCUCCCGCUCAUUCUCGGAUCUCACGCGCUCCCUGUCCUCCAACGUCCGCCUUCACCGCCGCCGCCUCGCCUUCCUCCUCCUCUCCCCCAUCCACUUCUCCCUCACCCUCUCCUACCUCCACUCCCUCUCCCUCCCCGAGAAGACCCUCCUCCUCGCCCGCCAUCUCCUCUCCUCCCUCCAAAACCUCCUCCCCUCCCUGUGCGGGCCCUCCCGCCCCCUGCGUCUCUCUGACCUCGACGCAGCCAUCCUCCUCAUGGCCAUGUGCGACUCCUACAUCCCAAACACUACCCACCACUCGAGCUGGCACUCGACGGUCGCCGACAACGUUCUCCGCUCCAUCUUAAGCCCCUCGGGGCUCGGCAACGAUGCAUGGGCCGUCGUCUGCGAGUACGUCGAUGCCGCCGUCAAAUGCCGGCGGUUGAUGGAAGUUCUCUCAGGCAGCAGCGGCUCUAGCGAAAAGGUCGAGGGUGAAGUCGGCGCAUCGGUGGCGGCGGUGGUGGCGCUGCCGUCGGUGGAGUGUAGAACCGGAGGGAGGGAGUGCGUCAUCUGCAAGGAGGAGAUGGAGGCCGGGAGGGACGUCUGCGAGCUGCCGUGUCGGCAUCGGUUCCACUGGGGGUGCGUGCUGGGGUGGCUACGGAAGCGGAACACGUGCCCGUGUUGCCGGCACGAGCUGCCGACUGAGGAUGUGCUCUGUGAGAUGGGGCGGCUAUGGAGAGCUGUGACCAGGAUGGGCAACCAAUGGAGGACAUGAGCAGGCCACAGUGUUGGGAGGAAGAUGUUUGAGUUGACUGUUUUUGGUUUAUUGUGCGUGUACACAUGUUGGUGAUCAUGUAUUGGAGGGGAAUAUUAGCUCAAAUUGACAUCAAUAAUGGAGCAGCUUACUGGAUGUUCUAA
Molecule: messenger RNA, 1160 nt
Organism: Musa acuminata AAA Group (dessert banana)
Lineage: Eukaryota; Viridiplantae; Streptophyta; Magnoliopsida; Zingiberales; Musaceae
Product: E3 ubiquitin-protein ligase SGR9, amyloplastic-like
Exons: 1
Coding region: 136-1017 (293 amino acids)
Biological process (GO): protein ubiquitination
Cellular component (GO): cytoplasm
Molecular function (GO): ubiquitin protein ligase activity
Source: RefSeq, a predicted model, not a curated record